GUUCGAGGGUAUUUGCAAGGUCGAGCGGAUCGUAGCAAAACAGGUCAACUUUCCGAGGGGUGGGAGGGAGUGACCGAUCGUUGGUAAUUGCGGAGAGGAAAAGCGCGGUGGAAGCGACAAAAACCGAAGAAAAACAAGCAAAAUCGCUCACAGCUGCUGAAAUAAUUCUCUCGUGACUAUUGGGUCAUCAAUGGCCGUCGUAUCCUUUAGCACGAAAAUGUUAGGAACUGAAUUUUUUUUUUUUUCGUUUUUUUCCUUUUUUGUUAUGUUUGUCUUUCGCUUCUCAAAACCCCUGGGGGCAUCAGAAGAGGGCAGGGAAGGGAGAACUCGGGAAAAAGAAAAUGGAGUGCGGGAAAAAUUGAAGAACAAGAGAAGGAAGCAAAGGAAAAUAAACGGAGCUUUAACACGGGUAGAAGAAGAUAAGGGAAAAAGGGCAAAAAGGGAAAAGGAAACGAGCUGCCACUACCUGGGAUGGAUAAGCAGUGCCCAAGGCUUUUUGACGGCCGAACAGAGAGAGAGAGAGGGAGAGAAGAGGAUGGGAGGAGUGAGGGGGAAAGGAGGGAAAACGAGGAACGAGCAAGUAGCAGGAGGUGGUCCAGGAGGAGGAACACCAAAGGAAUCUCACUCUUUGGGUGGUGCUGCUGCUGCUGCGGCUGCUGCUUAUUGCUGCUUGUUGCUGCUGGGGGGGAAAAGGAAGAAAGGGAAAGGGAAAGGCACGCCCGCCAAAACGGCACGCAGAGAGAAAAGCCGGCAACACCGCGACCGCUUAGUCGGGUCGGGUCUGGUCUGGUCUUUUUUUCCCUGCUCUUCCGCGAAUCCACACCCCAAAGGAAGGGAGAAGAGGGGGAAAAAUAAAAAAGAUCGAUGGGGAUGGGCUGAACGCACUCUGCUGCACUGCACUGGAUAGAUCGUGCGGGAAAUGUGAUGGAGAGAAAGCAACGAGAGAGUGAGGCUUGCCCCCAAAGUCAGGAACACCCGAUCUGACUCCCUCAGUAAUUCUCCAACAAUAGAUGAAACUGUCAGAGGGAUGUUGGAGGUGGUAGGGGGACAAUAGCCAGGAAUGUUAAAUAAGGGCCACCCUACCCGAAUCGGAUGCUGAAUGGGUAGUAG
Molecule: messenger RNA, 1110 nt
Organism: Aspergillus welwitschiae
Lineage: Eukaryota; Fungi; Ascomycota; Eurotiomycetes; Eurotiales; Aspergillaceae
Exons: 1
Coding region: 191-907 (238 amino acids)
Source: RefSeq, a predicted model, not a curated record